Messenger RNA from Prosopis cineraria, 1694 nucleotides. RefSeq names its product alpha carbonic anhydrase 7-like. Gene Ontology annotation, molecular function: carbonate dehydratase activity; zinc ion binding. The record is from RefSeq and is a predicted model, not a curated record. Lineage: Eukaryota; Viridiplantae; Streptophyta; Magnoliopsida; Fabales; Fabaceae.
AAAUGGUCAUGAAAUAACGGUAGGAAUUAUAUUAGCCCGUCUUUCUUUCUUUCUUUCGGCACCGAUUUAGCAUAAAAUGCAGAGUAAUAUUAAUAAAGCAUAACAUAUAUAAACACACAGUCCACAUUUGUACUCUCUGACGCGCGGAAGCGAGGGAGAUAAACGGAGAGGCGAGGUAGAAGUUGAUGAAAGUUUAUAGGUGUCUUUUCUUGUUCUUGUAUUUGUUCAUUCACUGAUCAGUGCAAGUUUCUCACGUUAUUCAAAAUGACAAGUAAUAAAUGGAAAGGUAAGUCACCAGCUCCGAUACUGUCGUUUACUCGUUUUCGAUUGGUGUCUAGGAAUAAGAUGUGCAAAAGACAGACAGGCUGUCCGUGUCACUGUGCGUAGUCUUCGUUGGACCAAGACGAUCCCGUGUCCCUGUCAGCACCACUGCACCAGAGGCGACUCAAUUCACACUUGCAUCGCAACUAAUAAGGGCCAAAUAAAAAAGGACGAGCAUAGGUUAUUUGAGAUUUAAAACAAAGGAAAAGGUGCUGACUUGGGAGGUGAACGACCCUGGAAUCAAGUGUCUCUCCCCCCUUCCUAAUCUUGCGCUCGCAUCUCAGAUCAUCGUCGCUAUAUAUAAACCAGGAUUGUAGAUCCUCUUUCAACCCUGAAGCAUGAAGUCCCAGAGCAGGCUCACGACAUUGAUAUUAGGCCUGAUCAUCAUCUCGGCACAUUCAAUGUUGAGCAGAGCCCAGGAAGUUGAGGAUGAGAGAGAGUUCGACUACAUGAAGGGGAGCGAGAAGGGACCCCAGCACUGGGGGGACCUGAAAAAGGAAUGGGCUGCUUGCAAGCACGGAGAAUCGCAAUCUCCUAUUGAUUUGUCGGCUCGCAGAGUGAGAGUGAUCCCCGGAUUAGGGCUCAUCAACACUUACAAGCCUCACAAUGCUACGCUCAAGAACAGAGGCCAUGAUAUUCAGGUGAAAUGGGAAGGAGAUGCAGGCUCCAUAUGCAUCAAUGGCUCUGAUUUCUUUCUGCAACAAGCCCACUGGCACUCACCUUCCGAGCAUACCAUCAACGGCAGGAGGUAUGACCUGGAGCUUCACAUGGUUCAUCAUACCAACUCAACCCCAGAAGAGGUUGUGGUUGUUGGACUUCUGUACAAGAUUGGUCGCCCCGAUCCGUUCCUGUCCAAGUUGGAAAAAUACAUAAGGGAAAUGGUGGAUGAGAUAGAGGAAGAGGAGAUAGGAGAGAUUCACCCUUCCGAAAUAAGGCUGAAAGGCAGAAGCUACUACAGAUAUAUGGGCUCUCUCACUGUUCCUCCCUGCACUGAAGGUGUCGUUUGGAUCAUCAACCAUAAGAUAAGAACAAUUUCGAGGGAGCAAGUGAAGUUGCUGAGAGAGGCAGUGCACGAUCACGCAGAGCGCAAUGCCAGGCCUUUGCAGCCUCAAAAUGAACGAGAAAUAGUGUUUCAUGUGCCAACGAAGAAACCUCGCUGUUGAUUUCCCAUUCUAUGAUUACAUGAAUAAGUAUCAAUUCAUAUCAUUAGCUAUCUUGUUGGUGAUGGCUACUUUGACAAUGGCUGAUGAUGCCAUUCGUUUUUUUUUUUAAUUUUAAUAUUGAUGUACAAAGGGGUUAGUUUGUGUCAGGACUCUCCUCUUUCGUAAAUUCUUACAGUAGCUGAAUAAACAUGGACUAUGCCAGUUUAAUUG